AUGUGGCUCUUGAUUUUCUUAGUCUGGUUGGUUAUAUGGGCCGGUGGUACAUACUGGUACCUGUUUGGGAAACCGAGCCCUUUCUCCCUGGAGUCAGUGAGACCUCCAGGACCUCGCGAGUUUGAUCAGAAGAAGCGGGACAAAGUCAUCAAGCAAGGUUUCACACUUGACAAGGUGCCUCAGAAUCUGGAUGUCAUCGUCAUUGGUAGUGGUAUCGGUGGCCUGACAGCUGGAGCCACACUGGCCAAAGCCGGGAAGAAGGUCCUGGUGCUGGAACAACACGACCAGGCGGGAGGCUGCUGCCACACCUACAUAGAGAAAGGCUUUGAGUUUGAUGUUGGGCUUCACUACAUUGGUCAGGUCCACGAGAACAGUCUGUUGCGAAUCGCCUUCGACCAGAUCUCCGAGGGCCAGCUGGAGUUCCAGGAGCUGAAUCAGCAUUUCGAUACCAUCCAGAUUGGCCUGGGUGACGAGAAACGAGAGUACACCAUGUUCUCUGGUAAAACUGAGAUGAAGGCCCAUCUGCUGAAGCAAUUCCCCGACGACACUGACGCCAUCGAGACAUUCUUCAAAAUCAUGAAGGUCUCAGCUAGGAAGACACACUAUCUGGCAACUUUAAAGCUGAUCCCUCAGUGGGUGUCUUUAUUCCUGCUAAAGUCGGGCAUCGCAAACCUCUGCUCCCCAGUCUUCCGCCUGACCGGCACGUGUGCAACAGAUUUCGUGAACACCCUGACCAGCAACAAGGAUCUCCAUGUCAUCUUCUCUUACCUUUUCUAUGGUGUACCACCAAGGGACUCCAGCAUUCUGAUCAAUGCCCUCCUGAUUCAUCACUACAAACGAGGCGCCUACUACCCUAAAGGUGGCGCCAGUGAAAUCGCCUUCCACAUCAUCCGCACAAUUCAGAAAUAUGGAGGAAACUGUCUGGUCAGAGCUCCCGUCACCCAGAUCCUGGUUAAUGAGGAGGGAACAGCUUAUGGUGUGAAAGUAAGGAGAGGUCAGGAGGAAGUGGAGCUUCAUGCACCUGUGGUCGUCUCAAACUGUGGCAUCUUCACCACCUUCCAGAAACUUCUUCCACCUGAGAUUCAAGUCAAACAUGAUAUCCAGGAGAGACUGAACAUGAUGAAACAUGCCAGAGGAUCGUUCUUGGUCUUCUCUGGCUUAGAUGGAACUGAGGAGGAGUUGGGCCUCGUGUCCACUAACUUCUGGCUGUUCAAGAACAACGAUAUGGACAAGUCGAUGGAUGACUUCUUUGCAUUGAGCAAAGAGGAAGCACCAGAUAACAUUCCCAUGAUGUUCAUCACAAUCCCGUCUUCCAAAGAUCCAGAGGCCAAAAUAAGACACCCAGGAAAAUGUUGCAUGACGAUACUGACCAUGGUGAAGUAUGAAUGGUUUGAGGAAUGGAAGGACACCACUGUGCGCAAAAGGGGUGAUGAAUACUACAACUACAAAAUGAGAUUUGCAAAGAACCUCUUUGACUGGGCCUGCACUUUGUUCCCGAAAAUCAGAGACAAGCUGGUUUUCCAGGACGUGGCAACCCCGCUGACCAACACACACUACCUGGGUGCCCAGCGUGGAGCCAUGUACUCCGCUGAGCACAACCUGGACCGUUUCCAUGCUGAGGCUGUGGCGAGGAACAGGUGCAACACCCCCGUCAAAAACCUCUACAUCUCAGGACAAGACGUGUUCAGCUGUGGGAUAGCAGGGGCUCUACACGGCGGACUCCUCUGCGCGUCUGCGGUGUUAGAUCACAUUGUCUACAUCGACUUGCUCCUCCUCAAGAAGAAGCUGAAGAGGAGGAAAGCCAAAGAGCUGGCCCAGCUGGCUCAGAAGAAACUGCAGUGA
Messenger RNA from Seriola dumerili (greater amberjack), 1842 nucleotides. RefSeq names its product putative all-trans-retinol 13,14-reductase. The record is from RefSeq and is a predicted model, not a curated record. The coding region runs from base 1 to 1842 and encodes 613 amino acids. The transcript is spliced from 11 exons. NCBI's taxonomy places the organism in Eukaryota, Metazoa, Chordata, Actinopteri, Carangiformes, Carangidae.